Pocillopora meandrina is the source of this 3028-nucleotide messenger RNA. Lineage: Eukaryota; Metazoa; Cnidaria; Anthozoa; Scleractinia; Pocilloporidae. The record is from the annotation of a GenBank genome assembly.
CCCAUUCUUUGUGCACUACGCGUGACACUUAGCUACAACCUUGCGAGCGAUCGAAAGUUUAAAUUCUUUUUUCGCUCCUAAUCUCUUGCCCUGAGAAAAGAGACCCAAAAUAUUUCAAUCAUGGAAGCCCAUGCAAUCUCUCCUGAUGUUGUCGAUGUGAUUCCUGCUCAGGUUAUAAAGGUAAACUCAUCAAGAAAUGUACUUACAGUGCAGACACCUUACAUAAUGUUACUUCUCAAGUUCAUAGUGUUACUGCCCAAGUUGAAUCUAUACUCCUCAAGGGAAAGAAGAAACAACAUUCACGAUCAAGACGUGACCUUAAUAAUGUUAAGAGAGGGUUAAGUCAGUGGCUAGGACGUAAGAUCCAAAGAUGAUAUUUUUAUAUCUCUUCACAGGAAUGACUGGUGUUUCUGAAUUUAAUAGAGACAAUUAGACUUGCGUGCUAAGCGCCAACAGCCGGAACUCUCCCCUCCACUGCAGUUCAUUUGAGUUCUCAUAACUUUAUUUGGUUGGUUUUAAAGGUGAAAUAUGGAGACCUGGAAGUGAAUAUGGGAAACACAUUGACGCCAGCUCAGGUAAAAAUUGAAGUGUUUUAAGAAAGCGGGGGGUUAAUUAUGCAGAACUGUGCUAAUUUUGGUCAUUUUGGAUAAAAAAAAUUAUAUUGUGGAAAUUGGGCUAAAUUUUGCUUGCUUAACAUGCGAAAUUUAUUUCUUUAUUUAAUUUCUAGAUUAGUUUGAGCUUUAUUUUUUAGAAAUCAUCAUAUGGAUCACUUUGUCCUUUUUUCAACUAAAACCGUUUUGCGACAAAUAUGCAUUGCUUCGCUGGUUUUAUUGUUCCAAGAAAGAAAAGCUUCUAUUGUGUUUGUUUUAAUAAGACAAAUUGCCAACGGAAAAAAAUAGAAUUUUGCAUUCGUUGCCUAACAAGACAUCCAAAAGGAAAGGAGUCAAUCAAACCAUUUGAAAAUUGCUAGGCUGUUGCUUAAACGCACGCAUGUCGAGGCGUUCUCGAACAAAUAAAGUUAACAAAAAUAAACACAGAUUCUACCGUGGCCUUAAAUGGUUCGAUAUUGGGUUAUGCAAAAAUCAAAUUAAUGGAUUGUGAUAAAUGUGAAUUGAAAUACCACUUUGCAUUACCUUAAUUAAAGAAGUCUGUAAAGAGAAUAUUGCUGGCAAAAUUUAGGACCUUGAGAUAAGAAACUUAAUGUUUUUAAGUUCCUCUUUAUUAUUUCUAUUCAGGUGAAAGACCCUCCAACAUCAGUUUCAUGGCCUGUUGAAGAAGGUGCAUUGUACACCCUUCUUAUGACUGGUAGGUUUACUCAAUGUAGUCUGACUCUGGUAAUUUUUAACCUUCUGAAUACAAUUUAUCUUACCCCUCCCCCUAACAUGUUUGAUAUCUUGGCAACCACCUUUUGGCUCAUCACCAAGGCUGCAGAAUCCAUAGCAACCCUGUAGUGGCACCAUAACUCUGAACCACUCAGUGAACUAAUUCAUUGUAACUUUAACUAAUACCUAGUUAUGGAAAGGAAGUGUCUGUAGUGGUCUGUAAGUAAACUAAGGCUUGUAAAAUGGCUCUUUGUGAAGUCCUGCACAAAAAAAAUAGCUUGAACAGGUCACAUGACUUUUCUACUGAAGGAUGAAGGACAACCCUUGAACUGUGUAUGCAUAAAAAGGAACAUUACUGUACCAGCUUUGUCUCCCCAUAACUUGACAAAAAUUAUAUGAAGUCAUAAAAGGAUUAUCAUUGAUAGUUUAUUCACCAUGAACUCCUAGAAGUGAUAAACAUGUAACUUCUCCCAAUAAUAUCCAUACAUUAUUUAUCCAGCAGUAAGAAUACUCAAACUCAUCAGGUACAAGAUAUUACCUUGAUUGCACAAAAAUUCUCGUAACAAAUUUACAAGGAAAUGUGUAGUAGCCAGAGGGGAGAAUUAACAAUCAGAUCUUGGGAGUUAAAAUAUUUAAUGUUCUUACAAUGUCACAGAUCCUGAUGCACCUUGUCGUGCUGAACCAAAGCUCCGUGAGUGGCAUCACUGGAUUGUUGUGAACAUCCCAGGUUGUGACAUUAGCAAAGGAGAUGUAAAAAUGGAGUAUAUGGGAUCUGCACCACCACAAGGAACAAAGCUGCACCGCUACACAUUUCUAGUGUACAAACAACCUGGAAAAAUCAACUACAUUGAUCAAGCAGUGUGCAGCCAGUAAGAAUGCAUUUGUUAACAUAUUGUUCAUUUGUUUGUUUGUUUGUUUUUUGUAGUUUUUAAAUUUCAGUCACUGUUUUUUAUUCUAGCCUGCAAUAAGUAAUGCAUGCAAAGCCAAAGUUUACUUCUAUAUACUCUCGAAAUAUUAAUCAGCAAUGAUUUGAUGCUGAGCUGAAAGUUAAGUAUUUGCUAAAAGAAUUGUCAGGCACAUGAUUGUGUCAAAAUCCCAUUUUGAUCGGAAUUAUGGCUUUGAAAUGUCGACUUUUAAAUUGUACCAAUACAUGUUUCAUUUGAACUUCAAAGAAAUUAAAUGGGGUACUCCUUUCUUCAGAAUUUCAAUUCCAUUUUUAUCCUUUCACUGUAAUGUAGCUCUUUGAAGCUUUUUAUACUCCAUCUUGCCUUAUUUCUAGGCCUGGCUUUGAGCGUGCUAGAAGAAAUGCUCGUGAGAUGGCUGCCAAGUACAAUCUUGGUAAUCCUGUGGCAGGAAACCUUUUCCAGGCAGAAUAUGUGGAAACCAAAUCAUGGAUGUUGCAAAUGAGGCUCAGGUUCAGGUCACUGUGUACUGUAACCUGGCAUUUAACAUGGCUGUGAUUGUCAAUGACUCAUUUUUAAGUUAGACAUCUUUAUAUUCCACUCAUAGAUGUUAAUAACUUAAAGUCAGGUUUAUACGGUCAGGGUCUGUGGGUAUGUUUUUGAAUAUCUUGAGUUAGCUUUUGUGGGAGUACAUUACUCAAAGAAAAGGCAUGAUGAGGUCAGUUUCCUCUUGUCACAAGCAUAUAUUGUAAACAAGUGCACAAAGUCAAGUCUUGGCAGGGUGAAUAAAAACAUUUUAGUCGG